Hyla sarda is the source of this 6483-nucleotide messenger RNA. RefSeq lists its product as uncharacterized. Bases 202 to 6327 code for a protein of 2041 amino acids. The transcript has 32 exons. Lineage: Eukaryota; Metazoa; Chordata; Amphibia; Anura; Hylidae. The record is from RefSeq and is a predicted model, not a curated record. Gene Ontology annotation, molecular function: protein binding.
CUAUAUAACAAGCAGCAUCUUCCACAAUAUAAUCCUGGGUCUCCACUGAUCUUAAGACACUCUCUGAAAUCCAGAUCGGUAGAAAAGAAGAAGUAGUAACACAAUGACAGGGGAAGAAGUGAACUAUAGGUAGAUGCUUGACAAGUACCUAGGGACGUAUAAGUAACUACAAUUUCAGAAUUGCUCCAGAAUAUAAAGAUCAUGGAUUAUAUUCAGAGGAGUCGAACUGCUUAUUUACCACAAAGGAAAAGAAACGAAGCAAAACUAAAUUUUUUAAAGGAAAAUACCGUCAUUGGGAUACCGAGAUGCUUCACUUCACCAGCUAGUUUGACACAGGAAAAGAAGGAGCCAGUUGCAUUUCCCCCUAUUUCCAAAACAUAUCCCGGAGUCAUAUCACACUCUAUAAGGAGAAGCAGCUGGUCUGGGCAAGGAACUAGAUCUGUUCAAGACCUUUUCUUCUCCCUGCAGCUUUCUGACUCACAGAGGUCAUUCCACAGGCAUGCCAGUCUGAAGGAAGUUGGUUUGGAAGAUUGCCACUGGAAUGUUCCUUAUAAGAAAAUAAGUGGAGAGACCAACAUGCAAAUCAAAGCCCAUUUAAAGAAUAAACUGCAUCAUCGACGAGUCAAAAGAGUCAAUAAUGAGACAAGCUUAGGGGAGGACAACCAGUACAUUCUGGAGAGCACUGAGUCUUUUCUCUUAAAGUCUCGGCAGAAAGCAGCUGGGGAGGAUGACCAUCUUAACGGACUGAGCACUCCAUGUACUUUGCCAGGUGAAGACCAGGAAUCUGACAGUGAAACUCGGCCUGGACUAUGGACUAUGUCAACCUGGGAUAAUACAGAAGCAGAAAAUACGAACGCUGAGCCAUUACAGGAAAAAGGUCAAUUAAAUGGAAAUGCUUCAAGUACAGAUGCAGAGCUUUUCUUAAGUGAACAUGGCAGUGACUUAUGGUUUAGUGUAAAAGAAAAGUCAUCUGGAGAUCUCCAAACUAGAUAUGAAGAUAACCCUGAAGAUGAUGUGUUUAACAGUUUACUUGAUACUGAGCACAGGAUAAUUCGAGGGCAGCUAAAUCUACCGUAUGCAACAAGGAAGAAAGUGUUCAUGGUGUAUAUCUGUGGAGGAUAUCAAGAUUCCCACCCAGAAAGAAAUGCAUUAUUUAUUAAGUGUUAUCCAGAGCUCUUCAUCUACUUCAAGGAAAGAGGUAUUGAAUUCCGUAUGCUUGAUCUGAGAUGGGGCUUAAAGGAUGGAGUCAGCAAUGACCAUGUUAUUCCUUUACUACAUCUUAAGACUCUUCAGGAAUGCCAGGAUUCAGGACACACAGCAUUCUUUUGCUUUGUAGGACAGAAAUAUGAUCAGAUGACUGUCCCAGCUACUUUAACAAAAGAAACGUUUGAAGGGAUCAAAUCGUUGCUGGAAACAAUAAAGGCAGCAGCAAAGCAGAACGUUCUUAGUGCAACAGGAACAGAUGACUCCUCUGUGAAAGAUGGGAGCCCUUUUGAUGAAUCAGACCAGCAGCAAAAUGCAGCAGAUGAGAAUUCAGCAGAAGAUACUUCAGAAGUAGAGGACUCACUCCAAGAUCCUGAUAACAAAGACAUGUUUGAACCCAGCCACAAAAAACUAUCCCUGAAAUAUGACCGAGAUCUUGCACUUCUUACUCAAUGGUUUAAACUUGAUGAGAACUGCGAGCCAAGUGUCUACAGACUUCAGGCCAUUAGCACACAUUAUGGAGAUAUAUUCAGCAAGGACCCUGUACGUCGACAACAAGCCAAAAGCAAGUGGAUAGGUACAAUGCAAAGACUGUAUGAGAUUCUCCAGGAAUACAGUCCUCAGGUCCUCGGUAAAGAAGCUGCAGGGAAGCUCCUAAAACCAGUGAUUCAGCAAGAAAUAGACCAGACUUUUAAAGUUGAGGGAAGUCCAGAAGAUCAUUUCCAUUGCUUCAAACGAAUCAUCAGCGACAUGAAAUAUAACCUGCAUAGCAGUCGAGCCUCUGACUACAUUGAUGUCCUUCCCCUCAAGCCUGAGAUCAACAAGACCCUGCAUGAUGCGCAGCAGGCACUUAUCAAGGGAAUCCAUCAGAAGCUGCGUCACACAAACAUCUACGAGUACAGUGUCAGCUGGGGAUGGGAAGGAAUAAAUCCUGUUAGCAACAGAUCUCAUGCAUAUUAUCUGGAACGCCUGUGUAGCGAUUUUCAGAAAAAGGUUAUUGAGCACUUCAACAGAACAUUCCAUGUGCCCUGUGAACCAGAAAAGACCUGGAAGAGAAAGGAAUUUUUCAGGAAUCGGAAAAAUGAGGAGAUUUUAGAGCAUGCCACCCACUGCCAUACACUAGUAAAGAACUUUAUUGGUCGAGAAUCUAUUUUGAUGCAGCUCCAGGACUGUGUGAAAUCUAGUAACAGACGCCUGGUUGUAUUACACGGACAACCUGGCAAUGGGAAAAGUGCUAUAAUGGCUAAGGUGUCUACAACAGCAUCAGAGUGGGUUGCUAGGGAUCUGAGAGUUGUGAGUCGAUUUAUUGGUGCCACUGGGGAGAGUCGACACACUCGCCUACUGCUACAAAGUCUGUGCUACCAGAUAGGUGACAUAUUUAAUCUGAAAACACAAUUCUCUGAGAAUCUUAAAGGAUUGAUAAAUGAGUUCUCAACUCUUCUGCAAUUGGCUACUGACAGUAGACCACUCAUGGUAGUCCUCGAUGGUAUAGACGAGUUAUUGCAAAAUGAAGCGCAUCUGUCCUGGAUACCCCCAGAGCUGCCCGCACAUGUGUAUUUCAUUGUGUCUGUCACGUCUGAGUCAGAGUGCGCCUCCUUCAGGCAUUUACAGAAGCUUACAUUGGAUCAGAAUAUUAUUCAGAUAUCACCAUUAAGUUCAGUGGAAAUAAAUGAUAUGAUUGAGUUGUGGCUGAAUAGAGAUUGUCGCAAACUUACAAGGCACCAAAGAAAUGUUCUGCUUGAGGCCUGUGCGGCAUGUCCUCUUCCACUCUAUGCAGUGUGCGCUUAUAUGGAGUCACAUCAGUGGACAUCCUAUACCCCCGACAGUGAGAUCCUUCUACAUCCUAAUAUCUCUAAGAUGUAUUCCUGCAUUCUAACAAGACUAGAGAAAAAUCAUGGUGACCAGGUCGUAAAAAAGACCACAUCCUAUAUUUCACUGUCCAGAAAUGGCAUAACACAAGAGGAACUCCUGGAUAUGUUGUCACUGGACGAAGCCGUUAUGGGUGAAAUAAGACAAUACCAGGGAGUGGCUGUGUCUGUGUUUCCAGAAGUACUCUGGAUCAAGCUACGUAAUGACUUUGGGAUCCACUUGGUGGAACAAAGGACAGAUAAUAGCUAUGUCAUCAACUGGGCUCAUAGCCACUUUAGGACUAUUGGUAUGAAUAGAUAUGUGAAGUCAAAGGAUUUUCAACUUUCUAUCCAUUCUGCAUUUAGCGAUUACUACCUGGAAAGCAGAAGUCGCCAUGAACUUGAUAAAAGUGAUCCAGUCACACCUAUCAUGCAACUGUCAUGGGUGGUAAAGCAUGAAAACAGAACUGCCCAUGUGUUUAACCUGCGUAAAAUCCUUGGAAUUUCUUAUCAUCUGUUGCAGUCUAAUCAGAUACAACGGCUGGUGACCCAGUGCAUAUUCAAUUACGAGUAUCUGUUACAUAAAGCCUGGGCUACCUCUGUGGUGGAGAUCCAGGAAGACAUAAAGGCAGCCAUGAAUCCUGAGCGGCCAAUGCUUGACUUGAAUCUGCUAUAUGAAACUCUCCAGUUAUCUAUGAAGGUGCUACAGCGAGACCCCUGUCAGUUGGCGUCACAGCUUAAAGGACGCCUGCACCAGAUAGAAGCCUUAGAUAAACCUGUGGCCCCUGGUGAUCCGAAGAAAUAUCCAUUACUGCCAUCUUUGAUGUCUCAGUGUCAGCAGUCCUCUAUUGCCACUUUCAUACCUUCAUUCACAUGUCUUCUGCCACCUGGAGGAAUCCUCUAUGACACCUUAGCAGGCCACACCGACAGUAUUAGUGCAGUUGCAGAAGCACAGACUGAUCUACGAGCAAUGACAGCAUCCAGGGAUGGCACCUUGAAGGUUUGGGACCUAGUAGCCGGGAAGCCUGUGUUUACACUUCCUGGCAUUGGAAAGCACAUUGACUCCAUCACUGUCUGUAUGCAGAACAGGAUAGUCGCUGUCACUCAGGACCACAGUUUCCAGAUAUGGGACCUCUCAUGUAGCAGAAUGGUUUAUGCUGCCAAUGACUGUUUGGACGCCCCUAUUCUGACAUCUGCCAUGGACGGUCAGCUUCUCUUAGCUUUUUUUGAUGGAAGCCAUUUAGUUAAUGUGUUUGACUUGACUGACUCCUGUAAGCUUGUCUGUAAGGUAGACAUUCCUGCAGAUGAAACACCGGUUCAUAAAAAUCACUCUAUUCUGGUUUCUAGGAAUUCAUAUAAAGAUUACAUUCUAUUUGCUUACAGGAGUGGGAAGGAAGCCAUGGUACUGAACGCCAGACGGGGAGCUGUUGUUGCCAAACUCACUGGGCAAGAUCCAGUGGCUUCAGUUCAAGGUGUGGCUGUGACCAAGGAAUAUUUCCUACUGAUUUGCAGGUAUCCUUCACCAAAAUUACAUGACAUGGUACAUAUCGAGCUGUUCAGUGUGCACACAUUUGCCUAUCUUCGCACAGUGAAGGGCUGCUGCAAUGACUUCAUUACUAAGUUUGCUGUAAAUCGACAGGGGUCACAUGUGAUUGCAUUUUCUCGGCUCCCAAACACCAAUACCACGGAGAUAGUAGUUUGGAAUCUAGAAACAGAGGAUCAUAAACACUUGGCAAAAUUUUCAUCAGUGCCGCUUGGAGGAGUAUGCUUUGAUCUUCGGUUCUGCCUCGCCUUCUGUGAAGGAGAGAACGUCUUACGAUUAUGGAAUUUAACUAACCGUAUAAAUGAUCAGUCUCUGACAGUCAACGUGAACAAUGCAAAGGUAGCCAAUGGGAUUCAAGAGAUUGUGACAAUGAAGAACUUUCCCAGAUAUGUGGUCUGCAGGAGUGUGAGACCUGGGGUGAUCACUGUCUGGAACAUUGUGAAAUCAAAGUGCAAAAGCAGUGCGGUGCGUGUGGAGCGAGGACUGGUGGAGAGCAAUGAUAUUGUCUUAGUCCGAGACAUGAAGCUUUAUAUCCUCACUGACAGGGGUAUGGCCUCAUUCACUGACACACCCCGACCUAUAUUUCAGACUCUUCUCACUUAUGAUUUGCUGAAGAAAAAAUAUGUCCGCCGGCAGACAGGCCUCUAUAUUAUACCUUGUCCUAAGCAUGAAUACAGGGUCCUGGAUAAAGGUUUACUACUGGGGCUCUCAGAGAACAGGGAUCAUUUUGUUAUUUGGAACUUGGAGACAGGUUUUAUAAAGGAUCGGCUAAGGCCACAAUUUAAGGAUAAGUCUUCAGCCCUGGACAGAACGGCAGACAAUGACAUAUCUGAUGAAAAUAUUCAGAAAAAGAAAAGAGUUAUGCAGCAAAAAAAGAAAGGAAAGGAGACAGUAAUUCUCACACCGUGGGAAAGACGCAAUGAGACCAAAACUGCAAAGCGACGCAGGAAGGAAAAAGAGAUGAGACAAGAGGUCGAGAGGAUCCAACAGUUGGCUAAUGAAAAGAACAAUGCUAUAGAUCAAUACAUCCUGAGUGAGAAUGAAAAGGUUAUAAUAUGCUCAUACUACGCGCACCAUCUUUGUGUGUUUAGCCUGGACACUGUCAGCCACCUGCAUACCCUGGAGGACAAGUCAUCAAUGCUCUUUUUACACAAUGCCGCUCUGACAUACAAUGGUAGCUUCUUGGCUCUCUCCAAUUACUGUGACGCUGACAAAAUUAGUUACGUAACUCUUUGGGAUCUUCAGAACGGACUGGUCAAGAAACGAUUGAAAAAUGAACCAAAUAUUUGUUGCAUGGCUAUUACUGAUGAGGCAGACAGGAUUGUUUUUGGAGUGACUUCUGGAAACAUAAUAAAGGUCUGGGAUCCUUUCAGGCGUAAACACAAGAUCAUCCCAGGAUAUGAAAACCUCCAUCUUACAGUAAACAGCAAAAUACAGAUCAUAGAAGGAGGAUCAAAAGCAAUCCUACUGUCAGGUGAUGUCAGCUUGUGGGACCUGGACAAUGGAAGUGUGGUUUCAGUUUUUACUCCUGAUAGUUUGAUUUGCUGUUUAACCUUAGCUGCUGACAGGAAAACCAUUCUGGUCGGCAUGAGUGACACACCCUCGCUGGUCACCCUCAAGAUUGCGUCAAAGGACAAGGACAGUUCUAAUUAUGUAGGAAUAGAUCUAUUUGGAGAAGAAUCUACAAGUAGUGAAGAUGAAGCUGAUGAGAAAGACCAACCUUUAAAGAUCUAAGCCCAACAAAUGAGAGAGGAUAAGCAAUAACACUUUGAUCUUAUACAAGAUCUUGGGAAGUCCGUGUGUCUUGCAUGAGAACUUAUAUCUUCCUAUGACCAUAUCUGAAGUUGGACAUUUUUGUAAUGUACAUAAAAUAUUAAAUUUAUCCCAUAA